GUCCGGCUCGCCCGCGGCCGUGUCAGUCGUCAUGCCGCCCGGGCGAGGUGUCACAUGCCUUUGUCGUGUGGAUUUGCAUCUACCCCAAACCCAAAGAAGGAUGAGAAGAAGGUCCCGCCGGAGACCCCGGAGCAGGUGACCUUGAAGCUCAAAGAGCAGCGUGAUUACUGGAACAACCAGGAACGUUCCACUGUGAAGACGAUCCUGUCUCAGUGGGGAGGCCUCCUGUUCUUUGGCUUCUGGUGCCUCAUAGUCUGGAUCG
Messenger RNA from Symbiodinium pilosum, 262 nucleotides. The record is from the annotation of a GenBank genome assembly. Lineage: Eukaryota; Dinophyceae; Suessiales; Symbiodiniaceae.